UAUAGUUCAACAAACAAGCAAGCUAUUACUCGAUCUAGAGCAAGGGCCAACUGGAGAAAAAGAUCCUUCUCUCACAUCUUCAAUUGAUUCAAGUGAGUAAACCUUGCAGUGAUGGCGGCGGUUCUGGAUGCUUUGGCAUCCUACGUGACCAACACACUCACCGAAAUGGCCAAAGAAGAGGUGGCCAUACUCAUCGGGGUUUCGGGCGAGAUCGAGAAACUAGGCGUCAAGUUGAGGGACCUCAAGCACUUCCUUGCUGAUGCCGAUAGGAGGAACAUCACCGAUGAAAGUGUGCGGGGCUGGGUGGACGAGCUGAAGCAUGCCAUGUACCUCACCACCGAUAUCCUCGACAUGUGCCAGCUCAAAGCCAUGGAGCAACGCCUAUCCAAGGGCUCAUGGUCGUGCUUUAACCCCUUGCUCUUCUGCAUGCGAAAUCCCCUCCACGCCCACGACAUCGGCACCCGCAUCAAGGCGCUCAACCAGAAGCUAGAUGACAUCUCCAAGAGGGGUGCUAUUUUCAAUUUCAUCAAGUUGGAAGCCUACCGAAAUAAGAAGACGACUCAAUCUCUCGCCAAUGAUCGUAAAACAGAUUCAUUGAUAGAGCGAUCAGGUGUUGUUGGUGAUAAGAUCGUGGAGGAUACAAGAGCACUUGUGGAGGUCCUUACGAAGGAGGUGGCUGGCGAUAAGGGUGAUCGGCUCAUGGUGGUCGCCAUUGUUGGUGUUGGCGGGAUUGGGAAGAGCACCCUCGGCAAGAAGAUCUUCAACGACAAGGCAAUCGAUGCAAAGUUUGCUAAGAAGAUAUGGCUAAGCAUCACACGAGAUUUUAAUGAUGUUGAGUUGUUGAGUACGGCCAUUGUUGCCGCUGGCGGUGACCUGCCUGGUGGGGGUUUGGCUCGAGACAAGGCCCUACUUGUUGAUGCUCUCAAGAAUGCCAUCGAGGACAAGAAGUUCUUUCUUGUACUCGAUGACAUGUGGGGUGUUGAUGAAUGGUUCAAGCUGUUGAUGACUCCCUUUAGCUAUGGUGGACCCGGUAGCAGAGUUCUCAUCACCACAAGACAUGAGACAGUGGGCCGAAGCAUGAAAGUUGCGCACUACCACCGUGUUGACAAACUAGGUCCAGAAGAUGCAUGGUCAUUGCUUAAGAGGCAGGUUAUCACAUCGGACGGAAAUGAAAUCGAAGUUGACAUGCUAAAAGAUAUUGGGCUGCAAAUUAUAGCAAAAUGUGAUGGUUUACCACUUGCUAUAAAAGUGAUGGGAGGACUCCUAUGUAAGAAGGACAAAACACGACAUGAUUGGGAAGAUGUUAUGAAUGAUGAUAUAUGGUCAGUAUCUCAAAUGCCAGAGGAGCUAAACUAUGCAAUAUAUCUUAGCUAUGAUGACUUGCCCCCAUACUUAAAGCAAUGCUUUCUGCACUUCUCUCUUAUUCCUAAAGAGGCAAUACUAAGUGUCAAUCAAGUUGUGUACAUGUGGAUUGGUGAAGGAUUAGUUCAUGGAGACUCGCAUAGUCUAGAAGAAGAAGGAAGAAAGUAUUACAUGGAACUAAUAUUGAGGAAUCUUAUCGAGCCAAAUACAGAAUACCCUCACGAUUUUGUUUGUGGCAUGCAUGAUGUCAUUUACUCCUUUGCUAAAUUUGUGGCUAGGGAUGAAGCAUUGGUAGUUGUCGGUGGAGAUAGUGCUAAAAAUAAACUUAGUUCCCACAGUUUUCUUAGGUUGUCUAUAGAAACCAAAGGUGUUGAAUCCGAUGGAUUUGAAUUGAGGAAUUUAGAGGAGCAAAUUUCACUUAGGACACUAAUAUUACGUGGAAAAUUAAAAAUUCAGCCUGGUGAAUCCCUGGUUACCUUCUCAAUCCUAAGGACUCUGUUUGUAGAAACCGCAAAUUUUGCUGCAUUGAUUGAAUCUGUAUGUCAACUCAAGCAUCUGAGGUAUUUGGCAUUAAGAGGAUGCACUGAUAUAUCUAGACUGCCAGAGAACAUCCACCAGAUGAAAUUCUUGCAAUAUUUUGACAUUGAUGGAUGUAAAGGAAUUGUGAAACUUCCUGAUAGCAUUGUUAAGCUACAUGGAUUGAGAUUUCUAAACAUUGGGACUGCACAAGUAAAUAAUAUUCCUAGAGGUUAUGGUGCGCUGACAAAUUUGAGGUCACAAUGGGGUUUUCCAGCUUAUAUGGAUGGGGAUUGGUGCAGUUUGGAAGAGUUGGGGCCUCUUUAUCUGCUCAAGGAGCUUGGAAUAGAACAUCUAGAGAGUGUAUCUGCUACCUCGUCUGUAGCAAAUGUUAGAUUAAGUGCAAAGCCAGACCUUACUACACUUCACUUAAAUUGUCGCAGCAAACUAGGAGAUAAUGGGUUGCUCAAUGUAGACGUCUCUGAGGAGGAAGAGCAAAGAAUUGAGGUGGUCUUUAAUGUGCUAUGCCCUCUGCCCUGCUUAGAAUUCCUUUCCAUCCAGGGAUAUUUUGGGCGUCAUCUCCCAAGAUGGAUGAUGUGGACAACAACAAUGCCACUUCAGAACUUGAGGACUCUAUUAAUGACAGACCUGGCUUGCUGCAUCCAACUUCCUGAUGGACUAUGUCGGCUCCCAUUUUUGGAGUACCUAUCGGUGAAUUGUGCUCCAGCGAUCAAGCGUGUUGGGCCUGAAUUUGUUCAGCCCUACAGUGACCAUCACCAUGCUUCAGCCCAGGCGCCGCCUGCGUUUCCAAGGCUUCAUGAGAUGCUCUUAGAUGGAAUGGUGGAAUGGGAGGAGUGGGAGUGGGAUGUGGAAGUGCAAGCUAUGUCGGCCUUGGAGGUACUUUUAAUCGAAAGUUGCAAAUUGAAGUGUAUCGCUCCUGGUCUUUCCUUGCAUGCAAGGUCUUUGAAAAAAUUAACCAUAGGGAGUGUUAAGGGUCUCCAGUCUCUUGAAAACUUUGUUUCAGUGGUUGAGCUCGACCUGUAUGAUAUCCCCUGCCUAACUAGGAUAUCGAAAUUUCCCAAACUGCAAAAGCUUGAGAUCGACGGAUGUCCAAAGCUUGAGUCGCUGCAGGAGAUGACUGCCCUCCGGAGGCUUGUGCUGGAAAUUUACAACGUCGAGGAACAACUUCCGUUGUAUCUGCAGACAUUAAAUCCCAGUCGUUUGGUGCUAAAGUGCAGUCCAGAGGUACUCGCUGCCAUGGCUUUGGGGGAAUCUGACACAGAGUGGGACAAGUUCAGCCAUAUCCAACAUGUUGAGGCUUAUGCAGAUGAUGGGAAGAUAGAGAAGAAAUGGAACCUAUUUUACACAAGGGAGCCCUACAACAUGGAGACAAACAUCGAUCCAGAGGACUGGUUUGAGUUUAGUGAAGCGUCAUCGCGGGGUGACGAUGAGGAUGAUGUAAACAACCACCAAGAUGAAAAUGAAGAGAACCGCAUGGGCGCCCGUGAAACGGACUACGACAUGGUUUGCGCUUUGCAGGCGAUUUUUGCAGAUUUGACUUACCUCGUCGGUGGUUCCAUGCUCUGCAGUGUGUUUGACAUAUUUGGGUUUCGUUUACAGGUAAAAAAAGCUUUCUAA
Molecule: messenger RNA, 3516 nt
Organism: Lolium rigidum
Lineage: Eukaryota; Viridiplantae; Streptophyta; Magnoliopsida; Poales; Poaceae
Product: disease resistance protein RGA2-like
Exons: 6
Coding region: 112-3516 (1134 amino acids)
Biological process (GO): defense response to other organism
Molecular function (GO): ADP binding
Source: RefSeq, a predicted model, not a curated record